Maylandia zebra (zebra mbuna) is the source of this 1790-nucleotide messenger RNA. It is a transcript of the gene tra2b, whose product is annotated as transformer 2 beta homolog. NCBI's taxonomy places the organism in Eukaryota, Metazoa, Chordata, Actinopteri, Cichliformes, Cichlidae. The record is from RefSeq and is a predicted model, not a curated record. Gene Ontology annotation, molecular function: RNA binding.
ACUGCUGGAUCUUUCUAGAUGCAGACCUGGGGGUGGAGCUAGAGUCUCACACACGGAGACUGUGUAGUGUAGAUUGUAUAGUAUCUGUCAACAAUAGAUUAAAUUUCAAAAAUGAGCGAUAACGACAAAGGCCGGGUUAAGGUUGGACGAAGAAAAUACGGAAGAUGUCCACUUUAUUUUCAAUAAUAUGAAGCUCAGAUGUGUGAAGCUGAAUUGUUGAAUGCAUGCUAAAACAUGAGGAGGGAAGAAGUAUGGGCAGUGUGUGAGAGAUGGGGAAGUAAGAAGAAGUAAGACAAUUGAAGAAAGAAGAAUAAUGUCAAGUAAUGAAGUUACAGAAAUGAAGUUAAGGAAGUAAUCUGGAUAAGGUCACUGCGCUAAGUAAAUUUCUGGUCUGUUUGUCAAAUGCGUGCAUGUUCUUCUUAUUCAAUACACACACAUUAGUUUAAAUCAUUGCAAUUUUAUCUCACAACUGACCAUUUUCUUUUUUUCCCCACUAUUUAACAACUUAUUAAUGUAAACAUAUUGAUGUCAUAUUAUCCAUGACUACACAGCACUCCUAUUUCACAACCCUAAAUUCCUGUACUUUUCACAGGAUAGUCUUAAUUUUUAAAUACACAGUAAUAUUUUGGCAAAUGUAUGUGUUGAUCACUUCAUUGGUGCUGAUAAAAAAAUGUGUGUGGUUCGUUCAGGAGUCUCGCUCUGCAUCCAGGAGCGUGAGCCCACGGGGCUCUGGGAAGUCGGGGAGCCAGUCCCCAGCUCAAUCCCCUGCCCACUCAAAAGGAGGCUCCCACUGCUCCCGCUCCAAAUCUCGGUCAAGGUCAAAAUCUUGGUCACAUUCCCACCGCUCACGGAGACACUACAGCCGAUCCCGCUCCCGAUCACGGUCCUAUCAUCACCGAUCUCACAGUAGGUCCUACAGCGGAGAGCGUCGGCGCAGAAGCCACAGCCAUUCACCCAUGUCCAAUCGUCGGAGGCACAUUGGCAACCGUGCUAAUCCAGAUCCGAAUUGCUGCCUGGGAGUCUUUGGCCUGAGCUUGUACACCACAGAGAGGGAUCUGAGGGACGUCUUCUCCAAAUACGGCCCCCUGGAGGAUGUUUCCAUUGUGUAUGACCAGCAAUCGAGGCGCUCCAGGGGCUUUGCUUUUGUGUAUUUCGAGAACACAGAUGAUGCCAAAGAGGCGAAGGAGCGAGCCAAUGGCAUGGAGCUGGACGGGCGUACAAUCAGGGUGGACUUCUCCAUCACAAAAAGACCUCACACCCCAACACCUGGAAUUUACAUGGGCCGGCCCACAUACGGAGGAGGCGGCCCAAGCGGUCCCCGACGCUAUUCACGUGACUACGACCGUGGUUACGACCGUGGAUACGACCGUGGAUAUGACCGAGGUGGAUACGACCGCUAUGAUGACAGGGACUACUACAGAUCAUACAGAAGGCGAUCUCCUUCACCUUACUACAGAGGCGCUUACAGGUCUCGAUCGAGGUCACGGUCUUAUUCUCCCCGUCGAUAUUGAAGGCUUCUGUCCCCUUAUCUUCCCAAACGUGCAGAAUUUUUUUGUUUGUUUUUUUUGUGGGGGGUUGUUACGUUUUGUAAAGACAGAUAUGAUUGACUUCAGAGUACAUCUUUCUUACUGUAAUCAUCAAACAUCUUUUUGCUUAAAAUACAAAAGUAUAGUAAAUUUAUGAAGCGGUGCAUUCAUGUUUUGAACGCCUGUUGUAAAUGUUAUACUCAUGUCAGAUUUUUGUUGUAUAGUGGAGCAGAUUAAAAAGCAGAUCUGUUUUUCCCACCUUGA